Diplodia corticola is the source of this 690-nucleotide messenger RNA. RefSeq names its product magnesium dependent phosphatase. The transcript is spliced from 2 exons. The coding region runs from base 1 to 690 and encodes 229 amino acids. Gene Ontology annotation, molecular function: acid phosphatase activity. The record is from RefSeq and is a predicted model, not a curated record. Lineage: Eukaryota; Fungi; Ascomycota; Dothideomycetes; Botryosphaeriales; Botryosphaeriaceae.
AUGCCCCGCAACAGCACCAGCACGACGUACUCGAACGCGACGGCGACGGCGGCGGCCAUGAUCCCGUCGUCGACGGUGCCGUGGCCGCGCACCUUCACCGACGGCCUCCCGCUGCCGAAGCUGCUGGUGUUCGACCUCGACUACACGCUGUGGCCGUUCUGGGUGGACACGCACGUCACGCCGCCGCUGAAGGCCGAGGCGGGCGGGCGGAAGGUAAAGGAUCGGUACGGCGAGCCGUAUGGGUUUUAUCGCGAUGUUGGGGGCGUGCUCGUUGCGGCACAUGACAAAGGCCUCAAGAUAGCGGCCGCGUCGCGCACACACGCACCGGAGCUGGGCCGAGAGAUGCUGUCGUUGCUGCGCGUAUCGACUGGCAACGGCGGCGAGGAGACGACGGCCAAGGGCGGCGCGCACGACAACAAGAACAGCGAGAAGGCCAUCUCGUUUUUCGACUACCUGCAGAUCUUCCCCGGCAGUAAGACGACGCAUUUCGCCAAGAUACACGAGGCGAGCGGGAUCGAGUACGAAGACAUGCUGUUCUUCGACGACGAGGCGAGAAACCGGAACGUCGAGACGCUGGGAGUUGUCAUGUGUUUGGUCAGGGAUGGGGUCACGAGGGAUGAGGUGGAUAGGGGCGUUGAGCUGUGGAGGAAGAGGAACAAGAAGGGAGACGUCCAUGCACCCAGAUCAUGA